Sphaeroforma arctica JP610 is the source of this 687-nucleotide messenger RNA. RefSeq lists its product as hypothetical. NCBI's taxonomy places the organism in Eukaryota, Ichthyosporea, Ichthyophonida. Bases 153 to 440 code for a protein of 95 amino acids. The transcript has a single exon. The record is from RefSeq and is a predicted model, not a curated record.
CAGAAAAACGCACCCACACAAAUGAACCAACACAACUCCAAACUACACUUUAUAUUGGGUGUCAGGUACGGUGUGAGAGCACUACUGGACUUCAAGUUGGAGAAAAAUGAAAGAUUGGUCCUGGGAUUCCGGCGGUUCGAGGCACCUAUACAAUGCUGCUUUGUUUACCACGACUGGAUGACAACAGCAGAAGAUCGCAUAGUGCUAUCCGCAUAGUGCUAUCCGUGAUCAUCACCGCCGUCUCGCGUCAUACACACAAAAGCCCAGAGAAUUUAUACACCGGUGAAUUGACCUACAAUGAGUUUAAGGAGAACAUGCUGCAACGCUUUGACCCGGACGCACCGGCCAAUCUAAGGACGCCUCUACCACCUCCAAAGAGCGAUCGGCAGACAGAACUAGACGCGGAGAUGGAGCGCUUAAGUGAACUAAAGAAAAAGUAGGCUGAGGAAGGCGAGCAGAUGGAGAAAGAGCGGUGGAAAAUGGAAGGAGAGCGAACAGAGCUGGUACGGAAAGACAUGGAAGAAAUAAAAGCAAGCAUUAGUACAAAAUUUAGAAACCACAAGGUCGAGAUCUCGUAUGAACCAAACCGGCUUAUAUCGUACGACAGAGACCAAUUCCCCACCGACUCGCGGAAGGUCAUCGCCUGGCUGUUGAAUAUGGGAAUGGGUUGCAUAGGGAUAAUAUUAU